UAGCAUUAAGUUUGAUUUUGUCAAAAAAACCCAAGUGGUGUAUAGUAGUAGCAGUGAGUGUACUCAUGGCUAGUGUAUCUCUUCCAUAUCUACUUGCUUUGCUUUGCUAUUUGGAGUUCUGUUUUUGCUUUAACCCUAAACACUUGAACCUUUCAACCAUCGCCAAGCACUGGUCUUCUGCUAGAGCUACUUGGUAUGGAAGCCCUAAUGGUUCUGGAAGUGAUGGAGGAUCUUGUGGGUAUGGAGUUUUAGUAUCACAACCUCCAUUCUCUUCCAUGAUAACUGGAAUUGGCCCCUCUCUUUACCAAUCAGGCAAGGAAUGUGGAGCUUGCUAUCAGGUCAAAUGUACGAAACACCCAUCUUGUUCAGGAAAACCAGUGAGGGUGGUGAUCACAGAUUUCUGCCCUGGAUGUGCCGAAGGACCCGCACAUUUUGAUCUCAGUGGAACUGCAUUUGGUGCCAUGGCACUUCCUGGAGAAGAUAAAAAACUACGAGUUGCAGGAGUUCUUGAAAUUGGAUAUUCACGUGUGGCAUGUGAUUACUCAGGGAAAACAAUUGCAUUCCAUGUUGACCAAGGUUCAAACCCGAACUACUUUGCGGCAGUAAUUGAAUUUGAAGAAGGAGACGGCGAUCUCGCCAGUGUUGAGCUGAAGGAAGCUUCGUCGGAAGAUUGGCGUGCCAUGCAACAAUCAUGGGGUGCAGUGUGGAAACUGGAUGCUGGUUCACAACUAAAACCACCAUUGUCGAUCAAGUUGAUAUCUCAGUAUUCAGGCCAAACUCUAGUUGCCAAAAAUGUGAUUCCAAAUGGUUGGAAACCUGAUGCCACUUACAGAUCUUUAGUGAAUUACCUAUGAUAUAUAUUAAUAAUUAAUCUUAACCUAUACUUAUGUUAUUAUAUAUAUUUUGUAUUUGGGUUUGUAAUUCCCAAGGGACAGAUUAGGGUAAGACCAUUCUUGGAUUUGGUUCAAGAUGUGUGUCUUUAAAAUAAUAUAAUCUCAAGUUCUACAGAACAAUGUACCAACUAAUUAAUGGCGUGUUACA
Ziziphus jujuba (common jujube) is the source of this 1041-nucleotide messenger RNA. Its product is annotated as putative expansin-B2. Gene Ontology annotation, cellular component: extracellular region. Gene Ontology annotation, biological process: sexual reproduction. The transcript is spliced from 4 exons. The record is from RefSeq and is a predicted model, not a curated record. NCBI's taxonomy places the organism in Eukaryota, Viridiplantae, Streptophyta, Magnoliopsida, Rosales, Rhamnaceae. The coding region runs from base 66 to 854 and encodes 262 amino acids.